Messenger RNA from Zingiber officinale, 1341 nucleotides. Its product is annotated as NAC domain-containing protein 7-like. The coding region runs from base 312 to 1301 and encodes 329 amino acids. The transcript is spliced from 4 exons. The record is from RefSeq and is a predicted model, not a curated record. NCBI's taxonomy places the organism in Eukaryota, Viridiplantae, Streptophyta, Magnoliopsida, Zingiberales, Zingiberaceae. Gene Ontology annotation, biological process: regulation of DNA-templated transcription. Gene Ontology annotation, molecular function: DNA binding.
AAGAAAAGUUGAGGGAGGUGGUUGCAAGUGCAAGUGCAAGAGGCCGACCGAUCGACCUUCAAAACCUCAACCACAAGCUUUACUUAUUACACUCCUUUCACUCUCUUCUUCCGUUUCCCGUUCCUGAUCUCCAUACUCCUCCUCACCCCGAUCGAUCCUCCUCUUUCUAAUUACCUCCUUCCUCAUCUCCUUCUUCUUGGUAGCCAAUUGUAGUGGUGUAGAUCGUAGGUAUAGAGAGAUCGGUCGAAGGCGAAGAGUGGCACUCUGAUUGCAGGACUCAGAAGUACUACAAGUAUCUCUUAAAGAUCAAGAUGAACACUGUCUCGCACAUUCCACCGGGCUUUCGGUUCCACCCCACUGACGAAGAACUAGUCGACUACUACCUUAGGAAGAAAGUGGGUGCCCGAAGAAUCGACUUAGACGUGAUAAAAGAUGUUGAUCUAUACAAAAUUGAACCUUGGGAUCUUCAAGAGAUAUGUAGGUUUGGAGCCGAAGAACAAGAUGAGUGGUACUUCUUUAGUCACAAGGACAAAAAGUAUCCAACCGGAACUCGAACCAACCGAGCAACAACCGCCGGGUUUUGGAAGGCGACCGGGAGAGACAAGCCAAUUUACUCCAAAAUUAGGUUGGUAGGCAUGAGAAAGACUUUGGUCUAUUACAAAGGAAGAGCGCCGAAUGGACAAAAGUCGGAUUGGAUCAUGCACGAGUAUCGCCUUGAGGUGAAUGAAAAUGGACCUCCACAAGAAGAAGGAUGGGUGGUGUGUAGGGUGUUCAAGAAACGAUUGCCUACCGCUAGAAAAGAGAGCGACGAUAUGCCGUGGUAUGACAUUGAACAAGGAUCAUUCGUUCAAGAUAUCGACUCACCGAGGGCAUUACCAAUACCACUCUUCUACAAGCGAGAGAAGAAGAUCCAAUACCACUUGCCAAGAGAGUACUACACUUAUCAUGAAGCACUCCCACCAAUUGAGAGCCCUAAGGGAAAUGCUAGCUACAUGAACCUACGAUUCAUCUUCUCGGAGAGCGAUGAAGCAAUUGGGCAACCUAGACAUCAACUUGAGGCAAUCAAGAUCAACGACAACAACAAUAAUAACAACAAGAACAUUAGCCAAGCUUUUGAUCAAGUGACGGAUUGGAGGGUUCUCGAUAAGUUUGUUGCAUCCCAACUAAGCCAUGAUGCUUCAAAGAAAGCCAUGUGCUCAGAAGAAGCUGAACAUCUACUUCAAGUCAGCCAAGAACAAGAACACGGCAUGGAACUCCCAUCUUCAUCUUCCGCGAGCUGCCAAAUUUAUCCAUGGAAAUGAUUCAAACAUCAAAGAAGAACCGAAUUCAUUCGGAGUUCUA